Messenger RNA from Actinia tenebrosa (Australian red waratah sea anemone), 2745 nucleotides. RefSeq names its product F-box/LRR-repeat protein 12-like. Gene Ontology annotation, biological process: SCF-dependent proteasomal ubiquitin-dependent protein catabolic process. NCBI's taxonomy places the organism in Eukaryota, Metazoa, Cnidaria, Anthozoa, Actiniaria, Actiniidae. Gene Ontology annotation, cellular component: SCF ubiquitin ligase complex. Gene Ontology annotation, molecular function: protein binding. The record is from RefSeq and is a predicted model, not a curated record.
AUGGCGUCCAACCAAGCAGCCAAACGUCGUGCACAGCAAUGGAAAAACACUGCUAAAAUUGUCCAGACGUCACAGAUCUGCAAGCUACCCGACAAUAUAAUGCUAAUAAUCUUCAGUUUUCUUGAUAUAAAGAGCUUGUGCUCAGGAUCUAAGGUCUGUCGUCGCUGGUAUCAUCUUGGUAAAGACCGCUCCCUCUGGAGAUCUGUGGACCUUCGUCCUUGGCCACUCGCUCUUAGAACUUUGUGGAAAGUGGUUAGGAAUCGAAUCUCAGAGAGUGUUGUUGAAUUACAGAUUAAGGGAUUUAUUGGUACGGCUAAAAAAAAUGACAAGAUUUCGUUGUCUUUGCUUGAAGAAAUCAAAACAAAAUGUCCAAAUUUGGAAAAACUUACACUCUGUUAUUGCGAUAUGAGGAAUGUUGAAGUAAGUUGUCUUCCUCACUCGCUGAAGUCGUUAUCUUUGGAUCAUUCUAUUAUUCCUUUAGGCUGGUUUGAUAGCUUAAAGACCGACCCAUUCUUGAAGAAUUUUGAGGAUCUUAACCUUACGUAUUGUACUCGUGUAUCUGACACAGAUGUGAAUAGUAUUGGUAAACUCUCUACUCUAAAACGGUUAAAUGUAAGUAAUUGUUAUAGAAUUACGGAUAAUGGCGUACAGUGCAUCGCUACAAAACUGGAGGAUCUCACUCAUUUAGACCUUUCAGACUGUACUUCAGUAACGGACCUCGGCCUUCAUCACAUUGGACGACACUUGAUCAAUUUAAAGUCUUUGAGCCUUCAAAACUGUCGUUCUGUCACAGACAUUGGUAUUGGAGCCCUGGUAUACGGCUUGAAAGAGCUUGAUUAUUUAAGUUUAUCAAAAUGUCAUGAGAUUUCUGACACUGGCCUGGCUAGUGUUGCCGAACACUGCAAGAAAUUGACAGUUUUGAAUAUUGUGGAGUGUCCUAAGAUUACAUCUACAGGUCUCGAUAGUAUCAAAACAUUGCUUCCAAACUGUGUCAUUGAAGGACCAGAAAGUACAGUGUCACUGUGGGGUAGGGUAGGCCAAGGGGGUAACCGAUUGGGAUGUAACCCCUAGAUUAUCUUUGAAUAAGGUAUUAUAAAUAUUUUAUUGGAUAUCAAUAGCAACCAGACUAUGUCCUUACACUAGACGCUAGAAAUACAGUAUUGAGGAGGUGAUUAUUCAGAUUCUACAGUAGGUUUGGUAAUGGCAGGUAUGUUGUAGAGUAGGAUUCCUGGGGGAUGAUAUACGACUGUUUAAUGUACCUUUAUGAGUACUGUCACAAGAAAAUCAACCAAGAGAAGGAAUCUCUGGUAUUCAUGCUUGUAACCAUCAUAGGCACCGUUUGAUGCUAUUUUUAGAAUCAUAUUUGCCAUUGUUUGUUUUUCUGUAUGUGCAUUAUGCACGAGCUCUAUGCUGUUUGCUUACGUUUUUUUUAGAAAAACACAAGAAAACAUGAGCAAACAGCAUAGAGUGCGCACAGUGUGCACAUGCAGAAAAACUAGCCAUCAAAUGAAUCUUAUGAAGGAUUCUAAAAAUAGCAUCAAAGAUUCUAAAAAUAGCAUCAAAGAGUGCUGGUGAUGGGGUGUGGGGAUUCCUUCUCUUAGUUCAUUUUCUCAUGGUAAUGUAUGAUAGUAUCCAACAUUGAGGAGUCUCUGGCUCGGUGACCACAGAGGAGUUGUCCUUUAUGAGAAGAGAGUCAAUAACCUGCUAUGCAGUGGACAAGGUCAGUGACUAAUAAUAAUAAUUGCUCAAACUAAAGUAUCAUAUUUCCUUGAGUAAACAUCAGAUAUCAAUCUUGUGAUGAUGUAUAGCCCUGUAACUUGGGCGUAAUCCUUUCCCAUCCACGUAUCAUUCCCUUGAGAAUAAGGAUUCUUGUUUGAGUUGUAUCAAUAUCCCUGCCUUCUCAUGCACAACUCUCCAACAUAAAAGUGACACACUAUGAAAUGAUAUGUGGUUUGAAAUGGGAAAAUAUUGACUGCAACAUUGCCUUCUGGUAAGAAUAAAUCAUUGCACUCACCUUACCACAGGUAAUCCCACAAAACAUUUUAAAAACUAUUAAAACAAGCCAGCUUUACUCAAACCUCACAUGACGAAGAAUAUUAUUUUACUCUUAAUAAACAAUUUUAUUACAAUAAUUUUAAUGGACCUCAUUUAGCUCGGGCAUAAUGUUUUCCCAUUCAGACCAUGUGCCAUUCCCUUGAGAAUAAGAAUCUUCAUUUGAGCUGCAUCCAUAUUCAUGUGUCUUUUUGUGCACAACUUCUUUGUUGCGACUGCAUUAACCAAGGCCACCCAAACAAAUUUUAAAUUGAAUUCACAAAUUACAUUUUUGAUGCUGAUUAUAACAAGAUGGUGAUGAAUGCUGGAUUUUAAACUGUUUCUUGCUCGCUCCUGAUCGCACACACACAUGUAUAGAGCAAAGUAUAUGCUUUUAAGGGGAAAAUUUGUACAGAUUCUAUUGUUAAAUACUUAAUCAUGAUUGGCUAAUUUGUAUGAAAACUUGUCUGGGUGUUCUUGAUUGGUGUAGUGUUUGGUAAAGGAACAAUACUCUUGGGAAUGAUAUGUGAUCAAAAUUUGGAAAACAUACUGCCAAUUGCCCAAGCUUAAUAUUGGUCUAUUGACAUUGAUCUGAUGUGAUCUAUUAUUAACACAUGGAUGACAUCAUACCAUUGUCUAUUUACAGCAGCACAGUCUAAUAAUUAAUGACUAUCUUUUAUAAAUCUUACCAAUAAACAAAUAACAAAAAAGAAA